CCAUAGCAAAGUGAAGUGAGCAAUCCGCCUUAAACCCUGCGACACAUUCAUUUCGCGCGCCCACACAUUUUCUUCAGGGUUUUGAAUUUAAGCUUCAAUUUUCGCUUCUCCCGAAUCUAUGUAUAGCGUAUAGAUUAUCGUCAACACUCGUGUCACUGUUAAUUAUGGCGGCUUUGAGCGCAAUUUCGCUAUGCCCGAACAAGCUCUUUUGGUGUCAGCCGAAGCCCAGACGGCGCUUCAUUACCUGCUGUGUAUCCGUCCCUUCUGUAAAAGGUACAAGGGGUUCUACGGUACCUAACAGACGGUAUGGAAGAAGAGAAGGAGCUGGAAAGAGUAUGGAGGAUUCGGUUAAACGCAAGAUGGAGCAAUUUUAUGAAGGCUCUGAUGGACCGCCUCUACGUGUACUGCCUAUUGGUGGCUUAGGAGAAAUAGGGAUGAAUUGCAUGCUAGUGGGGAAUUACGACAGAUAUAUUCUAAUCGAUGCUGGUAUUAUGUUCCCAGACUAUGACGAGCUUGGUAUCCAGAAGAUUAUUCCUGAUACCACUUUUAUCAAAAAAUGGAGCCACAAAAUUGAAGCUGUAGUUAUUACUCACGGGCAUGAAGAUCACAUUGGUGCGUUGCCUUGGGUUAUUCCAGCUUUGGAUUCUCAUACACCAAUAUUUGCUUCGUCCUUCACGAUGGAGCUUAUUAAGAAGCGUCUAAAGGAGUUUGGGAUGUUUCUCCCAUCUAGACUUAAGGUGUUCAAUACACGGAGAAGAUUUGUUGCUGGGCCUUUCGAAGUUGAGCCAAUAAGAGUGACACAUUCUAUUCCAGAUUGCUGUGGGUUGGUUUUCCGAUGUGCUGAUGGUACUAUUCUUCACACAGGAGACUGGAAGAUAGAUGAGGCGCCAUUAGAUGGGAAUGUUUUUGAUCGUGAAGCUCUGGAAGAACUUUCAAAGGAAGGAGUGACUUUGAUGAUGAGUGAUUCGACAAAUGUGCUUUCACCAGGAAGGACACUAAGUGAGACAGUCGUGGCUGAUUCAUUAUUGAGACAUAUAUCAGCUGCGAAAGGAAGGGUUAUCACCACUCAAUUUGCCUCGAAUAUUCAUCGGCUUGGCAGUGUAAAGGCUGCAGCUGAUCUGACUGGGCGGAAGCUGGUAUUUGUUGGCAUGUCCUUGAGGACUUACCUUGAUGCUGCGUGGAAAGAUGGAAAGGCACCCAUUGAUCCUUCAACUCUGGUGAAAGUGGAAGAUAUUGAUGCUUAUGCCCCAAAAGACUUGCUAAUUGUCACCACUGGUUCUCAAGCAGAACCACGUGCAGCACUGAAUCUUGCCUCACAUGGAAGUAGCCAUUCCCUCAAGUUGAACAAAGAAGAUUUAAUCUUAUAUUCUGCUAAGGUAAUCCCAGGCAAUGAGACAAGAGUCAUGAAAAUGAUGAAUCGCCUUGCAGAAAUUGGACCACAAAUAGUUAUGGGGAAGAAUGAACUGCUGCAUACAUCUGGUCACGCCCAUCGUGAAGAACUGGAUGAAGUGCUAAAAAUUGUUAAACCUCAACACUUCCUGCCUAUUCAUGGAGAGCUCUUAUUCUUGAAAGAGCAUGAGUUGCUGGGAAGAUCAACUGGGGUUCGGCAUACUACUGUUAUAAAGAAUGGGGAGAUGCUAGGGGUGUCACAUCUGAGAAAUAGAAGAGUUCUAUCAAAUGGGUUCAUUGCCCUUGGUAAAGAGAAUCUGCAGUUGAUGUACAGCGAUGGUGACAAAGCAUUUGGCACAGCAACUGAACUAUGUAUCGAUGAGAGAAUGAGAAUUGCAUCGGAUGGCAUUAUAGUUGUCAGCAUGGAAAUUAUGCGUCCAGAUGGUUCGGGUGAGAAGACAUUGAAAGGAAAAAUAAGAAUUACAACGCGAUGCUUAUGGCUAGAUAAAGGGAAGCUUUUGGAUGCACUUCAUAAGGCUGCACAUGCUGCUCUGUCGAGCUGCCCAGUGAGUUGCCCUCUAGCUCAUAUGGAAAGAAUAGUGUCGGAAGUUUUGAGAAAAAUGGUGAGGAAGUACAGUAGCAAAAGACCGGAAGUGAUAGCAAUUGCUAUUGAGAAUCCAGUUGGAGUGGUUGCUGAUGAAAUCAAUGAAAAACUAUCUGGAAAGGCCCAUAUCAAUCCUGAGUUCUCAGCAUCGCGAAAAGCAAUCGAUAGACACGAGAAGAGAAAACAACCAAUUGCUAGGCGAGAGGAAGAUGGCAAUGACUUUGCAUUUGAAAAAAGUACAUCAGUACAAGAAUUAGAAGAUCAGGAUUUUGAUGAGGUUCGAGGUGAAAUAGCUGCUUCAAAUUCUCGAUUGCCAGAUAGAGCACCAAAAACCGAUGAAUCAGAUAACUUUUGGAAGCCAUUUGUAUCCUCAUCAGAGCCAGUUCAAGCUGAACCUAAUGGCGAAUUGCUUCCAGCAGCAGAAGUCAAAGAAAAAGGCAAAGACGAACGUAGUGAAGUUGACCCUGGGUUGCCAGACCAGCGUGCUAAAUCAUCCAAGACUGUGAAAAGGAACAAGUGGAGACCCGAAGAGAUCAAGAAGCUGAUUAAAGUGCGCGGGGAGCUUCAUAAUCGAUUCCAAGUUCAGAAAGGACGGAUGGCUCUCUGGGAAGAGAUAUCGUCUAAUUUGUUGGCAGAUGGAGUCAGUAGAAGCCCCGGACAAUGUAAAUCUCUCUGGACAUCCCUUGUUCAAAAAUACGAGGAAAGCAAGAGCGAUAAACAAAACCAGUCGAGCUGGCCAUAUUUUCAAGAUUUAGACAACAUUUUAUCAAGUUUGGAAACAAGUGGUAGUUCCAAAUGAUUCUGCCUGGCUCGUGGGAAAUUGGUAUCAACAAGAUUUAUUCAAGAAUUCAUGUAAAAUCUAGAAUUUUAAGUUUAAAAAAUAGUGUUACCCGUUUGAAAGUUUUGGCGGGAAGAAUAUGUUGAAAUAACCAAUUUUGUAGCCUAGCAAUUUUUAGUUAAAGCUGUUGCAUGAAUAUAAAGAUAAUUUAGUUAGAAUAAGCAUUAUUAAUUUGUCCUCUCCCCUA
Molecule: messenger RNA, 3018 nt
Organism: Salvia hispanica
Lineage: Eukaryota; Viridiplantae; Streptophyta; Magnoliopsida; Lamiales; Lamiaceae
Product: RNA-metabolising metallo-beta-lactamase family protein
Source: RefSeq, a predicted model, not a curated record